This is a messenger RNA of Angiostrongylus costaricensis, 243 nucleotides long. The record is from the annotation of a GenBank genome assembly. Lineage: Eukaryota; Metazoa; Nematoda; Chromadorea; Rhabditida; Metastrongylidae.
AUGGCCAACAAGGCCGGCAUGGAAGAGCUGCCCAACAGAGAAGAUGCUCGAGGAAAACAUCCCUUCGCGAUACAUAACUCAGUGACAGUAUUCCUUCAAAAUGCAGCUGUGAGGAUGUCACAUAAACUGGAACACGUAACAUUGAAGAAGACACGCCAUGAGUCGAAGAAAACGAGGAAUGGGCCACCAGUUUCUAUGAGGACUUCGACCACAGUCGGGCUUCUUCUUGGGUUUCUCGACUAG